This is a messenger RNA of Protopolystoma xenopodis, 495 nucleotides long. Lineage: Eukaryota; Metazoa; Platyhelminthes; Monogenea; Polystomatidea; Polystomatidae. The record is from the annotation of a GenBank genome assembly.
AUGAAGACUGAAUGUAAAGCCUCGUCCCGGUUCCCAGCUCUUUUCGCAUUGCCAGAUCUUGCCAAGUCUGUUUCUCGAAGAUUGCCUUUCUCUCUUGCUUCACGACGCAAGCACACGUCGUCUGUGACUCCGGUUGUAUUGCAUUCUAUCCCCGUAAAGCGCUCGAUCCGUCGGAAUCGCCAGUACGGCUGUAAGGCGCGUGGAGCUCCGGGCAACAUGUGUCGCAUAGACAAGUCGCAUAGAAACCAGUGCAGGGCGUGUCGGCUGAAGAAGUGCCUCGAGGCGGGAAUGAACAAAGACGGUAAGUCAAGUUCAGUGUACAAGUGCUUAUAUUUCAACAAAUUUAUGUCUCUAUCCCUCUACCCCCGGCCCCGUCAAUGGGGCCCAAAGUUGACAAACUAUUUUGAGCCUAAAUUUCGAGUCAAUCGGCCACUUUUGAUCGCUUUAGGGCAAGACUGUUGUCCAACUAAAGCAAGGCGGUCUCUCAGACUGUGA